Messenger RNA from Paramecium tetraurelia, 579 nucleotides. RefSeq lists its product as uncharacterized. Gene Ontology annotation, cellular component: cytosol; mitochondrion. The transcript has 3 exons. The record is from RefSeq and is a predicted model, not a curated record. Lineage: Eukaryota; Ciliophora; Oligohymenophorea; Peniculida; Parameciidae. Gene Ontology annotation, molecular function: peptidyl-tRNA hydrolase activity.
AUGGAUUAGAGUAAAUACCAAAUAAAGAAUGAACUCUUAAAUUUGAGUUUUACAGAAGAACAAAUUGCUCAAGUAUUACCAAGUGCUGAUAGUCUAGAAUAAGCUGUUGAGUUACUUUUAGCAUUAUAAGAAGGACAACACACGAUAAAAUAAAACAAUGGAUUAUUUGCAGAAAUUAAUGCCAUUGAAUUUGAUGAUCAUAUGCAACCAAAUUUCGAUUUUAAUAAGAGAUAUAAAAUGGUAUGUGUGGUGAGAAUGGAUUUAAAAAUGGGCAUAGGGAAAAUAGCAGCAUAAACAGGACAUGCAGUAUUGGGAGCAUAUUAAUAAUUAUUAAAUGACAAAAAUGUAUUAUUAUAAAAAUGGGAAGGAAGUGGUUAAGCAAAAGUAGUACUGAAAUGCGAGAGUCAAUAGGAAUUGUUCAAUAUUGAAGCAAAGGCAAGACAGAAUGGACUCAACACCUAUUUGGUAACUGAUGCAGGUAGAACAUAAGUGUAACCUGGAAGUCAAACUGUUUGUGCAAUCGGACCAGCUGAUUGCGAUCUCAUAGAUUAAGUGACUGGCCAUUUAAAAUUGUUAUGA